CUUUGAGAGUGUCUGUGUUGAGAGUGUCUUAGUGCCUGAGCCCGGGGAAAUGAGUUCACUCCUCCUCUGUCUGCUCUUUGCUGUCUUUUAUGCUGUGCUGAGGCUCGCCAGAUCUGAGGCUUCUCCGAGGAAGAGGAGGCACAGAGCCAAAAAGAAGAAACCGAAAGCUUUUGGGUGCUGUGCGGAAGAGCUGGAGGCUGGUGCAUCCCCAGAGACGUGCUGCCCCGUGCACCCGGAGAAGCUCCACUUGGCUCUCAGGCUGGUUGACAGGCGGGUACAGUCCAUGGCCAGACACCUGGAGGAAGUCCUGAUACCGCCGAGUGUGUCGACAUCUGCCACGAGCCAGUUCUCCUCUUCCUCUAGGGAACCCACCACCUCUGCCCUCUGGAGUCCCAGCUCCUUCUCCCUGAGAGAAGCCGCCAUGAGUCAAUCAGAGCCCCUCCGCCACACGGGGGAGAUCAUGCCUGUCGGGGGCUGGGAAGGAUCCGCUCAUCCCAUCCAAGCCCAGCCUCUCCCCAGGCCUCCUGCCCACAGCAGACGGGACCGGCGAGAGCAGACCAUGGGUCUGGACCAGACGUCAGUCCGUGGCUUAGACUUCAACAUCCGCCAGAAGCAUCUGCAGAGUCAACUGGGGGCUCCUACCCCAUACACAGAGUCGCUGGCCAAGAUGAUCCCUAACGUCCCUGCUCUGCGCCCACCGGACAGAGACCCCAGGGUGAAGCUCAACAUGAGCAGGGUCCGUUUCCUAAGCUGUGAAGUCCUGGAGGAGCUGGACUGUCACGUGCAGACAAAGAGACUCCAGCAUGAGCAGGGCUUACCCCUCACCCCCCAGAAACCCCACACAGCUCUUCUGCCUCCAGCUCCACAAACCCCCAUCCCGGGGGAGCCAUUGCUGGGGGAGCGGGACACCAAGCAGCUAUUGAUAUUAGACACAGAUCGGCCCAAAUGUGCAUUUCCAGCAGAGGUCCCGGAGCCCCUCAGAUCCAACACCAGCCCUCAGCGUGCACAGGCGAUCCAGGAGCCACGUGUCUGCCCCUCUGGACCCCUGCCUCAAAAGGCCCACAGGAUCCUGGCAUCCCCUGAUGCCAUCCUGGCCAGGCCUGUGCCCACGGUGGUGGUCAAGCUGCAGGAGCACAUUGCUCGGAAAUGCUCAGAGAUCCAAAUGGAGGCGUUCCCAAAGAUGGUGAGAGAGUCGCACAGAGAUGCUCCCCUCGUGAGAGAGACGGCAAUAGCAGAGAAGACGCUCCCAGCCACACUCCACCUCUAUAGGAGCGAGUUGAGAAAGCCCCUUACCAGUGUGAGCGGCACCAAAGGGACUGAAGAGAAGCUGGAGCUGCACAUGGAGAGGAAGGUUCUCUUGGGAGAAGGCUCCUGCCUGGGGCCAGGGGCACAGGCAGGUGAGGGCAGGGCAGAUCCUCCCAGGACCCAAAGCCACCAGGUUGCCCCAGAGGCCCCAGGCUCUGAGCAGCUAACAAGAUCCACCCUUGACUCUCUCAUUGCUGGGCAUGCUGCACAUGACCUGCAGCUGAAGCACCUGAUGGAAAUGUUGAGCAGCUCCCGCCCCUUGGCGGGCCAGGUCUCAGUCUGCCAGCGGUGCCGUAAGACAUAUCCAGGAAAGAGGAAGGGUAAGAAAACUCAGGAGGAGACAUCUGCUGAGCUGCAUGGUCUUCGAGACACCAUGGAUCCACAUGGGCUCGAUGGAACUGUGAAUUCAAAGCUCUUCAGGGAUCAGCUGCCAAUUAGAGUCUGCAAGAAGUGCAGUAAGAGACCAGCUGGCUCUGCAGGUGCUGACUUGCCCAGAAGAUCCCAUGGAAUUCCACAGCGAUGGACUCCAGGAGACUCCUCAGCAUCAUCCAACCUCAAAAAGAUGCCAGUGCUCGACGAUGCCUUUAUCAAGGCCUUUGAGAACCAACCACACAAACACAACUCCAGUUCCUCAGCGGCCACCACCACACCAAGCCCUGAGAAAACUGUGUGCGCGAAAAUGCCCAUAUUCACAAACCCGGAGCAUGCGCUCUAG
This is a messenger RNA of Mauremys mutica (yellowpond turtle), 2020 nucleotides long. RefSeq lists its product as uncharacterized. The transcript has 6 exons. Lineage: Eukaryota; Metazoa; Chordata; Testudines; Geoemydidae. The record is from RefSeq and is a predicted model, not a curated record. Bases 50 to 2020 code for a protein of 656 amino acids.